AUGCCCGCGAACUCGAACGACGUCUCCAUCACAAGCUCUACUCCUCUCCUGAACUUCGAACGCAAAGAACCUGGGCUACCGGUAUGGGAGAGAUAUAAGAAAGCAGUUGCGGUGGAGAGGCAGGAAUUGGGGGAUUAUUCUACGACUACCAUGACUGGCGUGCUGACUUUCGCCGGUCUCUUCGCUGCGACUGUGGCGGCAUUUUUAAUCGAGAGCUACAAGAUGCUAUCACCUGAUUCAGCAGCGCAGAGCGUGACGCUCCUCUCGACGCUCAUAUCCGCCGUCAAGGCCAAUGACACAGAAUCUAUCAAUCCCGACCCAGCACCCUUUCUCCUCUCGAAUACGUCGUUCUACGUGAACAUCCUGUGGUUCGUCGCCCUCGUCGUCUCCCUUGUGUCUGGCCUGCUUGCGACGCUGGUGCAAGAAUGGACGAGGGAUCUGAUUAGAGCUCAGGCCCGUCUGUCGGACGUACAUGUUGAGGCGAAAUGCAUCGAACAUCUGGGCCUAUACAUGGGCGCAGACAACUAUGGCUUGCACAAUUUUCCGUCCAUCGUCAUAGGCCUCAUGCACGCUGCAGUCAUACUGUUCUUGGUCGGGCUGGACAUGUUCCUCUUUCCCAUCAACAGGGACCUUGCCAUUGUGCUCUCUGCGGUCUCGGGCGCCUUUGCAGCCGCCUAUAUCAUUGCGAGCGCCUUUCCUAUCUACGACGAGACGUGCCCGUAUCGUACGCCCAUGACGGACGUCCUCUACAUAUUCUUUGUCAUACCCUACCGGGGCCUGCGCAUGCUAAUGGCAUACAUCGUAUACUCCACAAGUGCUGGGAUGCACAUCGUCAAGGAGGGUCCUCUCGACGUUCAGACGAAACGAUUCCUUAACCCUCUGAACUUCUACGCCGUGAUGUCAGACCCGCUCACAUCGAAGAGAGCUUGGCGUGGAGCGAAGGUGUAUGCCGCUCGUCGCAAGACAGACAACAAUACGCACUUUGUCCCGUACAUCACGGAAGUCAUUCGCAGCGGGAUCAGUGACGACGAAGACCCUGCGCUCCUAGCUCCUGGGCAGCUCGUGUUUGUCUGGGAUCGGAUAUGGGAAUAUGCUUUGGACCACCCGUCUUCUCUUCACUAUUUUGGCGGGGUCCUUGCGUAUGCGCGGGAACCCGUCAUCGACAGCAUGUUCACGGGAUGGCGGAAUGAGCCGACUUUUGUCGCCAAAAUCGCUGCCUCCCUCGAUGACGUGGCCUCACCUUAUUUCGCGUCUGCGGCUUUACGCAUGCUCCAACUGCUGUUGGAAGCCGACUCGCCUAGUGAUCAAAUCGCGCAGGCGAAAACGGGCGGGACGUGGAGAUGGUAUUGCGUUGAACCGAUCUUCGAGGCCUUUCCGCGCCUGGCCGCGAAGCUCGACGUAUUCAUGGGGCAGGCGCUGGAGGAUAAGGACUCUACUCUACCCGCCGCGCUUGCCAGCUUCCGUCUCGCACUCUUGCGUCUCUUGACAACCACCGCUGUGGAGCCCCCGGACGGUGGCUUGUCGGACGGAAGAAACUUGAUCAAACUCGUCUUUCGAGAACUUCAGCGCCAUAGGCAUACCAAGCUAAUGCCCCUGGCUGCAAACGAAACAGACAAUGUGGAGGAUCUCUUUGACGGCGCACUCAAUCCUCUCUUGGAGUUAUCGUCUCGCAACGCCCUGACAUUGCUUAACGCUGCUAAGAGCUGCGACUGGUAUGGCCCUUGGACCAACCCCGAUGAGCGCUUCCUCCCCAAGAAGGCUGUCGGCACGUUCGAGUGGCCUUUGAUGAACGCAGGAGCCGUUGCCGAGCGCCGUCGUGAAUGCAUGUACCCUGCCUCUACCUGCUUCCGCGACCUCUUGAAGGAUAUCGGCUUGGCCGGAUGGCUACAGCCUGGAUCUCAAUUUCCAGACCCCGAAUCUGGAGCCUUCGACCCAUCUUUUCAGGUGGCUAUCAGGGCGCUUCGCGACCUUGCAAGCUUGGUCAAGAUGGGCACGCAGCUCUCUGGGGACGCUUCCACCGAGCCCGUGAACCCCAAGCAUGCGGCCCUGGAGAAUGCAUCUUUCGAUCCCAUACAUGCAGCACAAGAUCCUUCUGAGCCGGCGCCCUCCCACGGGGAUCCCCUCGGGCUAACGUCCUCCGAGGUAAAUCCUCUUGACCCGCCGCCCUCUGAGGGAGAUCCCGUCACACCAUCGCCUUCUAUGACAGAUACCCUUCAAUUACCGCCCUCCAAACCGACAUCAUCUGUCGAACCGACACCCGCCACAGAGCCAGCGCGCGUUCAGGCUCAGGAGUCCGUCGCUCCAGUACUCCGUCGCCGUUACGAGCGUCCGGUGCCUCGUAAUGUGACGUCGAACAGCAUGUAUGGCUUACUCGGCAGGAGGAAGACGGAGGGGGAUGUGGGCAACAUGGAGCUACACGCUCUUCGCGCCGGAUCUGCGCAUCCCGUCCUUGGGUUUCCGCUCAGCGGCUACUCCGGCUAA
This is a messenger RNA of Peniophora sp. CBMAI 1063, 2481 nucleotides long. The record is from the annotation of a GenBank genome assembly. NCBI's taxonomy places the organism in Eukaryota, Fungi, Basidiomycota, Agaricomycetes, Russulales, Peniophoraceae.